AAUUUUGUUGUCGUUUAUUCAAUAGAGUUGUAUAUUCCACUUCAUGAAUGAUGGAGUCCAUUAAUUUUAACGAUUUCACACAAAAGGAACGCCACGAUAUCAUAACUGCGUUUCUCAUCAAAAUGCGACAGGCCGAUUCGUUGGCAAGCGCCCAGAACUUCUUUGAGUACUAUUUGAAAAGGUUCUACAAAGUGCCGCCCAUUCUACUUAAUGACAUUGCCUAUUGCCAACGUGCCAUGAAGACGCAUAUGUCCGUAUAUCAACAAAUAGUAAAGGUAUUCGCGCAACAAAAGGAUGCCGAUAUGAUUACCAAGAACAGGUAUUUAGAAGAGUUAGAGGAAAUGCUGCAUGAAUUGAAUGCCGAAUGUCAGUUUUUGUUGUUGCGCCUGCAAGAUGACAUUGACGAAUUCUGCUUGGCCUUCACGAAACAACAACUGCAACCCAAUCAGCAGAUGCUCCAGUCCGUCGUAAGUAGCGCCCUUGUACCUCUCAUCUGCUCUGCGCACAAUCUUAUGAAACCGCACCAUGUGCUGGAGCGUCCUACGGAGCAGGAGCUGCUGCAAAAGUAUUUCACUAAAGGAUCAGGCGAGCAGCAGCGAGAAAUGUCGUAUUCCCGGUCUCUUCUACGUGCAAAACAGCCAAGCGGCAAGGAAAUGAAUUGUUCAAAAAACCCUGUCAGAGACACUAAAGCAUUGAAUGCAACACAAAACGAAUCUGAGCCUCCCCUUGCAACGGUACAAGCGGUGGAAUCGAGUCGCCUCAAUUUGCAGGCUGCUCUAAAGCGCGCACGCAGCAAGCAACUCAGAGCUAGCGAGGUAAGUGGCGGUGAAAACUCCCCGUCUGCUAAUACUGCUUCAAUGGCUCCACCGGACAAAUGCAAAGAGUUGUUCAUGUAUGGCUUUGGACUCUGCACCCAUACCGAACACAAACGUCUGUCUCUGGCUCGUACAAUGGUCAAAAACCCUUAAAACCAAGUUAAUUCGUUAUUGUGAGGAGCUUCAAAUAAUGUAUAUAAAUAGGUGUAUGACACUAUCAUGGUGUCUAAGCAAGUUCAAUGAUUUUAAUGUCUACCUGUGAAUACAACAUAAUAGAUAAUAUAAGUUAUUUUCCUACAUAAAUUGCUUCGAAAUUGUGCAAAUUUUCCUUGAAGCAAAUGCUGCCGCUAUGGAGUCGUCUGCGUCGCCGUAAUGCCAAUGGGGUUAGACGCAGCUCCGCAGUGGCCAAGCAUCGUGCCUAUAACAUUGAAAUUGCAAACGAAUUGUGGUCACUUUGGGGCAAUUUGCAUCCGUCUGCGCCAGUCUUCCCGAACAGUCAACGCGGUCAUCAGAUACUGGCUUGCUGUGUGCUCGCCUGCUGCGCAAGUUGCCUCUACCAGCUGGACGAUUGGAAUGCCCAGCUCUUGGACAGCAUUGUCGUGAGCGGAGAUGCGUAUUAUGCGGCAAGCAUUGCACUCAUCAAACAACGAGAUUACGAGUUUUCUUUGGAAAAUUUGCUCACUGAGUGCACUUUGUGUGCGCUAAAAUUUCGUGUGCAUCUGGAACAUGUGGUUUAUGGAAGGGUGUGCGGCUCCCGCAUGAAUUUGGCCGAUGCACUCGUCUAUUUCUUUAGCCAGCAUCAGUUGGGUAUUAUACAACUGCGUGGUUAUGCUUUGGCCAUUGGCUUUAUACCCCAAUACGAAUCAGGUGGUUUUUUUUUCAUGUACGAUUGUGAGGCGCAGGGAACUCCAUUGUUUGUUCGCUCUCAAGGCACUUCCUAUAUAUUGCGCAUGCGCCGCCUGCAGCAAUUGCUGUACUGCAUUCUUGUGACACUGAGAAAACGAUGUCGAAAUGCCAGCUUCUCCAUCCAUAAAGUGGACGUACUCAAUAAGAAAAACAAUAUAAAAGGCCACAGUUGAGCUAUGAUACAACAAUGUCGAUAAAAUAAUUUUAUUUGGAAACAAAUUGAUAAAUAUUUAACUUUAA
Messenger RNA from Scaptodrosophila lebanonensis, 1961 nucleotides. RefSeq lists its product as uncharacterized. The transcript has 2 exons. NCBI's taxonomy places the organism in Eukaryota, Metazoa, Arthropoda, Insecta, Diptera, Drosophilidae. The coding region runs from base 1154 to 1894 and encodes 246 amino acids. The record is from RefSeq and is a predicted model, not a curated record.